Messenger RNA from Diatraea saccharalis (sugarcane borer), 690 nucleotides. The record is from the annotation of a GenBank genome assembly. NCBI's taxonomy places the organism in Eukaryota, Metazoa, Arthropoda, Insecta, Lepidoptera, Crambidae.
AUGAGUGUUGUGAAAAUAUCCUCGGAAGCAUUUUUAGAAAAGAAAAGUGAAGUCGACACAUUAGAUCCAGUUUUAGAACUAAAUGAGAAUGUGGCAAGUGAAAUAUUCGACCGACCCCAUGAGGAAGGCGAUUUUGAAGAGGUUUCACCUAGAAUUUUCAGUCUCAUCGAUAUUACCGAACCACUGACAAUAGAAUCGCUGAAUAACGCCAUAUACGAGCUCGGAGUAGUGAAUUUAUGUUGGCCUGAUAUCAGUGAACCGGUGUUUGAGACUCGUACAAGUUUUCCUAAGAGUUAUUACAUAAAUACUACAAAGGAACGAUUGCUACUUGCUUACACUGAAAACUUCAGGAGACAGUAUAAUUUUCAUUACAAAUACAAAGCGCGGAAGCCUUUAUUGUUGCAAGUUCCCAAUGAAUGUGGAUUGCAGAAAAUGGUGUGCACCUCAAUUCGACCGACGAAGCUUUGUUUUGCGGACACCAACACAUGGCAAGGUGUAUCAGCUUUGGUAUCAGACUACUUCGAUUAUGAACCUCUCACGAAGCCGAUGCUGCAUAUUGGCACAACGAAUAAAAUGUCGUCCUUUCAAUAUUUGGUAUCGCACGCGCGUCACCCAUCGCGCUCGCGACGUCGGCGCGCCUCGCUGGCGAAAGGACGCCGUGACUUAGUAUUUAGUUUUGACUUGAGGUAG